CUUGUUUCUUCAAACUUGGCGCUCUCUUGUUGUGGCAAAUACAAGUGGGGAUGGACGGACGGCCAAUUUCUGACCUCAAAGUUGCUGAGCUCCGCAGAGAGCUAGAAAAGCGCAAUAAAGAUAAGACGGGUGUAAAGCAAGUGUUGCUUGAUCGCCUGAAAGAGACUCUAGAAAAAGAUGGCCAUGAUCCACAAACCUAUCGUUUCAAGAAUGAUGAUGUGCACGUAAAGCUUGAACGGGAAACCUCUGAUCACUGGUCCUUAAAUGGUGACGCACACGAGCAUGGUAAGCUCAAUUUCUAUAAUGCAUAUCUUGUUACUAUGUUAGCUUAUUUUCACUUGUAUGCUUAAUCAUAAGCCUGAAUAUACUCAUCAGUUUAAGAUAUUUGAUAUUUUCCUAAUGACACUGAGUGUUAAGUUGCUGCCUGGGAUUUCGAAUCUUGUUGAAUGAGAAAACGGACAGAUGGUCGGUGACAUGUUAUGCUUAACGUGACAAUGUGCAUAUCAAUUGCAGUCUCAGUAGCUUGGAGUACUGAGUUUUCUUAUAGUGUCGAAUGCUGCUGCUCAAUGUACGUCAAAUUCUAGUGUGUUAAGUUAUAAACACCCAAGAAACCGCUCUAAUGUGCUACAUUUCCAAAAUAAGAUGACUAUGGAGGUUGUUUUUAAAGCCCCAGUUCUCAGCCUCAUGAUUAAAACGAACUGCUUCGGGUGAACUUUAACAAGUCGUUCAAAAGGUGUAACAGCUGCUAUUCAUGAAGUCCUAUUCAAUUAACUCACCGUCAUGUAUAUGAAUGUGUAUUUAGGAAACACUAAUUUAAGGCACUACGUGUCCGCAAUUCAAUCCCUACAGAGUGGAAUAAACAUACGGGUAUCACUUCAGGUGCGGAUAUAGCAGCCUUGAUGGAAAGCGAACUGAUGUGUUGAUAAGGUGUAUUUUCAUCAAUGUACACUGGAGCGCUCAAAACAUCUGGUUCUGCAGCACUGAGGUUGUAUUUGAACUUAUUAAGCCGAACGUUUAAUCCAUCAUUGACCACUUCAUUUACUAUGGCUGGGAAAUUAACUGCCAGUAACUGGCCUGAUUAAAAAGAAUUACUUCGAAGUUAUGUCAUUGAAACUGCUAAUGAUAAUUCCUGACUUUCUGCUCUUAUUCUGUUGAAAGAAAAAGUACCUUCUAUCAAAGGACGUGAUCCGUCAAAUGAUUUGUUGAGUGAUGAAUUUAUGAUCAGUGGCCAGUGUGUGCAGAAAAAAAUAACUGAAGAGUCCGUCCCAUACGUUGUUCAAGUUGGCGAGCAGGAAGAAGAUUUAGAUUACGACCUACAAAGUGAAAGCAAUGGCAUGUGUGAGAAUAUAAAUUCCUGCAAGAAUGUUCAAAGCACUACUGGAGAGUCUUGUAAACUUGAAGAAAAACCAGAAAGUGCCAUUGUCACUCAGCAGACUAGUGGUGCCUCCCAGUUAAAUAAGUCAUUUGUCGUGCAAGAAAAUCGUAAGAACUUGUGGAUAAGUAACUUGCCAACAUCAGUGAAGGCUGCAGAUCUAAAAAAACACUUUAGCAAAACAGGGAAGGUGAUAUCAGCAACCGUGGUUGUGAGUACCCGUACUCCCGGCAGCUGUUUUGGAUUUGUACAAAUGGCUUCUGCACAGGACGCUGCCGCUACUGCUUUAGUUUAUGAUCUAACCGAAUUCGGGGGUUGCAUUCUGAGGGUUGAAUUAACGGAGCGCAAAGCACCAACUACAUCAAGCAAGUCGAAUGGUAGAGCAUCUGUGUUGAACAAAGUAAAAACUACGAAUAUACCCAGUCCCCAGCAAAUAACAUCCAGAUCCCUGGUUUCUAGGAGACUUUAUAUUGCAAAUAGAAGAGCCCAACUUCGUCGUAUCGCGAUCAGAAACGCAAUGCUUAGAGAACAACGUAGGAAAUCAGAGAUCUUAUCCACCCAAAUACCACCUUACUCUUCCGAGAGUAAUCCAAACUCAAGGUCUGCGCGCCAGCUGACUACGCCAAAAUACGGGAUGUCAAAGGAUAAUUUGCGUUCUCGAGGUCGUUUGCUACAUACCUCGUGUUAUCAAGGUACGCCACGAAGACAGACAUCUACGCGAACCAGUGGCAAUCAUGGUGCACAACCGUUUUCACAUAGAAGACAGGAUUAUACUAGUCGCAGAGUAACUGAGUCAUAUCAGAUUCGCAGAAGACCCACUCUUACUCGACAGUCAUCAAAAUCAUUUUUGGCAAAUGCCCGCAUAAACUCAAAUGCCUAUUCAGAAUAUGACCGAGGUCAUUCUUCCUUGUCCUCUUAUUUAUCCAACAUGGAUCCACCUACUACCAGGAAGCAUGUUGCAGCGUUCCAUAAUGAACGUCCUGUGGAGAAAGAUAUUCGCGAGAUACAUCGUCCUGAUCUCUAUCAACGCAGGCAUCAUCAUCCUCAGUCGCCUGCUCGAUCCUAUGAAUCUAGUCGACUCGUGCGAGAGACUCAAGAACCAUCAUAUGCAGGAAGAAAUUCAUUUAAGUCAGCAUAUGAUGACAGAUCUCAACAAAAUGAAUCAACACAUCGUCCUGAACCCUAUCAUAGUCACCGUAAUGAUUUCGGCGAUCGUAAAUUAUCCGUGGUUUCUCACCCCGAUGCGUAUUCUUCCCAACGUUACCGCACUGAAAGAAACCACUUUUCGGAAAUGCGACAUGACCACUUAAGAUCAAACCUGUUCGCUCGAACAAGGCUGGAAGAAAGUCGGCGAGAAUGCCGUGCAGUUAGUAGGAGCCCGCCGCGUUCAAGAGACCCUACAAUGAUGCGACCAUAUCCAGUAUCUGCCAGUUUAAGUCGACAUCACAUAGAAAUUAGUCGUCGUAGCCGCAGUCCAUCGAAUUCACAAUCUCUACCCCACCGACCUGAAAUCGUGGAAUACGGACAUCGUUCAGAACCGAAGAUAAACUGGCAGGGAGAACAACAAAUACGGGUGCAUAAAUGUAGUGAAAACAUUGAUGACUUUAAUGCUAAAUAUUCAACAAAUGAGGAAAAUAAUGAGCUAUCACGAUAA
Molecule: messenger RNA, 3026 nt
Organism: Trichobilharzia szidati
Lineage: Eukaryota; Metazoa; Platyhelminthes; Trematoda; Strigeidida; Schistosomatidae
Source: the annotation of a GenBank genome assembly